This is a messenger RNA of Ostrea edulis (European flat oyster), 1095 nucleotides long. RefSeq names its product lymphocyte antigen 75-like. Bases 27 to 1025 code for a protein of 332 amino acids. NCBI's taxonomy places the organism in Eukaryota, Metazoa, Mollusca, Bivalvia, Ostreida, Ostreidae. The record is from RefSeq and is a predicted model, not a curated record. The transcript has 10 exons.
UUAGUUCUUCUGAUAAGAACGGCGACAUGGGAACCAUAGUCGCACUCUUCCUUUUGUUACUAAACUGGAGAGGUGCAUUAGGAUUUGUUUGCUAUGACUGUGUUCUGGUGGAAGAUCCUCAGCAAUGCAAUUUGACCAAGCAGUGUCUACAGGAUCAGUUGUGUUUCGUUACGGAGACGAUUGAUGACAGUUUUAACUUGAAGUUCCAUUUAGGAUGUGCAACACCAAUGGAAUGUAGCAUUGCUGUACGUAAAAGGAAAUCAUUACGAAGUCUGGCUCGUCAAUGCUGUGUAGGAGAUAUGUGUAAUCGAGGUUUCCGUGAUUCAUUGACAACAAAUUCUCCAGCAACAACAAAUCUGACAAAAACAACAAUGAAGGCAACACUACCAACAACAUCCAGAGCAAAAACACCAACGACAACUUCAGUAACCAGUUAUGAAACAACAACGCAUCGUACUUCAUCAACAAGAUUAACAACAGAAAAUCCAACAACAACACGUACUGAACACAGAACACGACAUCACCAUGAUCAUAAUGAUAACCACCAUCAUACCCACAAAGCUUCGACUACUACAUCAUCAGCAACAACAGCAACAACUACUAAACUAACAACACUACGCACAGAACACACGACACGGCAGCACAACCAUACCCAUAACGAGGGCCCCUGCCAGAAGACAGACUGGAUUGAAUAUAAUCGCCAUUUUUACUACUCAUCGGAGAUACAUGGACGUCAAAGACUGACGAACCAGGAUGCAGUGGAUGUUUGUCAACACUGUAAAAUGGAGCUCCUUAGCAUCCACUCCCUGGAGGAACAGGUGUUUGUCCACCAGAAUCUCUCAAACAAAAAUGAGAUUUGGUUAGGUCUGCAAAACAACCAUUGGAUGGAUGGUAGUCCACGUGACUUUAGCUAUUGGAAGUAUCCUAAUGACGCUAAUGCACCCUGCAUUGUAAUGGACACCAACCAACAAUGGUAUUCGGACAACUGCUAUAGAACACAACUAUAUGUGUGUAAGACGCGUUGAUGUCAUUAGUUGGACAAGCCAUCUUUAUCUGUUUCUUCUGGACAAUGUACAAUAAAAGAUAUAGUGUAAA